Solenopsis invicta (red fire ant) is the source of this 4283-nucleotide messenger RNA. RefSeq names its product kinesin-related protein 4. The coding region runs from base 328 to 4092 and encodes 1254 amino acids. Lineage: Eukaryota; Metazoa; Arthropoda; Insecta; Hymenoptera; Formicidae. The transcript is spliced from 6 exons. The record is from RefSeq and is a predicted model, not a curated record.
CAGUUGGUCGAUCCCAUUCAUUUAAGGAUUGCGAAGCGAUUAGACACGGAAUAAACCUACACUUUAUUUAACACAGCGCAACAGCGCAAAGCUCCGACACGGAGUAACGCGCGCGCACGCGCGCGCGAUCGAGGUAAACAAUUGACACUUACACCGUGUCACCCUGCAUAAAGAGUUCAGGCCGCUCCGUCAGGAGGUUAUCCCGCAGCCAGUGCAGCAGUUGUUUCAACGUCCCUGUGGAAUCGUUUGAUUAUUAUUAGUGAGGGAGUACUCGGAUCGAUACAAAAGUAUUCUCAACGUACUUACAUUCCACGCCGGCUUUCCACGAUGUCGGAAAACAACGAGCAUUCGACCGACGACACCGAAACGGAGACAAAGGCUAUGGAAGAUCCACCUAACGAUUCAUCCAAGAGCGAAGCAAAAUUAAUGAAUCAGAUGAGCGCGGCUCUGCUCGAGGACGAAGAAAUGCCAACGUUUAUCAGCGUAUCGAGUACAACAAAACUCGAUGACUCGGACAUUGUUAAACAACCUGAGAACGAGGCGCAAGAGAUGGAGGAGGAUCGCAGUCCGAGUCCCUAUCCCAGCGAUGAUCAAGCAGCGAGUAGCGUAUACGUUUUGUCGUCUGAAGAGGAAACCGAUCAACAUCCUUAUAAUGAUGAGGAUGACGAAGAUGAAUUUGCAGACAGCGAUGAUAUGGAAAAUUUAGAAUAUAAUUCAGAACGUUCAAGUAACAUGAAGCAUUUGAUGGAUGAUGAGGAGGAUGAUGAUGAAGAUGAUGAAGAUGACGAAGACGAUGAAGACAGUCCUAGACAAAUGCAUAACUAUGAUGAUGGUAUCGAUGAUAAUUACGAGAUAGAUUGUUACGAUAUGGAUGGAAGGUCUGACGAUUUUAUCUUUAAUAGAAGAUUGAAAAAUCGAGACAAAGAAAAAAGCCUUUCUCUUCAAGACUUGAAUAUGUAUAAGAAUAAUAUGAAAGCUGACUAUUUUAAAAGAAGACAAGUUUUAAGGCCAAAUUAUCCAAACAUUCCAGAACAUGCUGUUAUGUAUUCCAUGAACCAGAGAAAGCAGCCAAUGCCAGGAAAAUAUCAUUAUGUACAAAGCAAAGUCAAACAUUAUAUAAAAGAUAUAAAAGAUCAAAAUAGGCGUUCCAUGGAAAAACGUGUAAAACAGUUUCAAGAAGAUCCACUCUACGAUAAAAGAAACACCGAUCAUAAAAAUAAUGAUACAGAAAAGACAAAAUCUACAGUGACUAAUAAGACAAUAAAAGAUUAUGCGGAAAGAACGAUUAAAGAGUUGGAAAUCGCAGAGACAUGCGACAGUAGCAUGAACAGUAAAAUGGCCUACAACGCUACUAUACCAAUAAUAUUAAAUGGACAAGAUAAUAAAAACUGUUUGGAAUCAAUACAAGAAGGAUCCAUUCAGAAUGAAAUUGAAAUACAUUCUGUACCAUUUGAAUCGACACAGAAUGAAAGAGAUUGUGUAAGCACUGAUAAUAAAAUGAAACAAAAACAGAAUGGGACGAUUGAAGUUAAACAAUUAAACUUCAAUUAUCCUGAUAAAGAGAUCCCGCAUUUCGGAGAUGCUGUGCAACCAUCUCUUACCCAAAAUGGUCAUCAAGAAGUACCAACAGUACUUUACAACUUGCGAACUUUAAGUUAUGAAGAGUAUAUGCAUGGUACUUCUGAUUCUAGUCAAAAAAUUGAUUCAAACAAAAAUGCACAUGUCGUUGAACAAGAACAUGUUCAACCUGAAGAAUAUAAUAAUGCAGAAUUAAUGGACAUAUCUACAGAUAAUGACGAAGAUACUUGUCCAUUAAGGAUUGAAAAUAUAAAAAGCAUCGAGACAAUGUCAGAUGAAACGAAAAAUAAUAAUGAGAAAAUGACUUUUAAUAAAACAAAUGAAGAGUUCAAUAAAACGACUUCGGAUACUUCAGAAGUUGCCACUUUGAGAAAGAAAUUAACACAGGAAACUAUAAAAUACAAUAGUUUGCUUGAUACAUAUCAAAAACAAUUUAUGGAGAAUUUGAAAAUGAAACAAGAUUUAGAGGAAUUGAGAAAAACUUUAGCAAAAUACGAAAAAGAAAAACCUGUGGAACUGAGGGUUGCAUCAGUUCAGACAGAUAUAGAUUCUGUACCUAAUCAACAUCAAGAUCAAACGGAAUCUGCAAAUGUCGGGCAGUCUAACAAUAAAACAUCGGGUAAUAGCAUCGCUUCGACGCUAAGCUCUAUAGAUCAGUGGAGUUCCAGUGCUUGUAAUUUUUCAGUAUCCAUGAAACCACCUGAAGUAAGCAAAACAUCACAUUCUGACGAUAGUAUAGUAUUGACUGAUAGUACACCAGGGAAAACGGCACGUUCAAUAUCACGCGAAUUUAUUACUUCCUCCCGAAUUUUUCAAACGCUUUCGAGUCUUACACAAGGAAAAACAAAGUCAGAAAGUCCUUUGAUACAAAAUUCGAAAAAAAGAUUAAAUGAAAAUAAAGUGACGGAUUUACAAAAUGACGAUAACAGCUAUCAAUGCCAACCAUCUAGCUCCAAGAAAAGAAAAAUUACAGACGUUCUUGGACAAUCUAAUUUUGUACAAUCCUUUAACACUAGUGCAGAAUCACAUUCAAAGUUGAAUGAAACGUCUAAUGCAGAAUCCCAAUUUAAAAAUUUAUGUGAUUUGAUAAUUAAGAAUGGGGAUUUGCAAGCAAGUACAUCUAAUGCUAAUACAAGUCAAUUAGGAACUGCUUCAUCUAGAAUGGAAAACAAAGCGGAAAUUGCUGAUGAUCCGGAAGAUAAUGUAAAAUGCUUUGUUUAUCGCGAAGACGAAAACAGUAAAGAUCGUAGUUUUCUAAUCCUGGCAGAAGUGCCUGAAAGCGACAAGACUAAUAAUGAUAAAGGACGUCUGCGAGAAUGCGGUCCAUACUUAAUUGGUAACGUAGAAGUAAGAAUGUCUGAAAUAAACGGGACACUCAACAUUUGGGGCAAAGAGCUUAGUGACGACUCCACUGCUGAGAUUGAAAAUGAGACAGAGACAUCUGCUAGAAUGAAAGAUAAAAGUUAUCAUCAAUGGCAAAAAACACCGCAUACCAAAUUUAAUGGCAGUAAUGUAGUAUGUUCAACAAGUAAAAAAUCAAAAAAUCCUCCUAAAUUUGAACUGUCUUCAGCUGCAUCUAAUUUUUCAUGUCUGCAUUCACCUUCGUUUAAUGCAGCAAAAGCAUCUUGUUCUACAGAUAAUGCGCAUGCAGAUAAACUGUAUAGUCCAAAUGCGUGUGUUUCCUCUUGUGAAGACUGUGAUUUCUCAAAACAUAAAGAAUGGUCAAGAUACAAACGAAUGCUUCCUCAAGAAAAAUUACAUUCCUGCUGCAUUCAUAGCAUAGAUGCGUCAGAGCAAAAGUGCAAUUGUUCUUUACGCAAAGAAAAACAAAAGUUCGAAGAUAGUUUUAAUUAUAGCAAAGAAAAGUUUAGCCCUCAAGAACAUCGACGAAGUUUUUCGAGAAAUCUAGAGCCUAACAAGCAUUUACAUGAAAAUAUUGCCUCAGAAGACAGUGAACACAUUUGUAAAAAUUGCACAGCGUGUCAUUCACCACACAAUCAAGAUCAUUAUCAAGAAAAUCACAAAUGCUGUAACAUGUUAAAAGAAACUUGUGAAUCAUUAGCGAUGAAUAUAGAUCGAGAACAUAAUCAGUCAUGUAAUCAUUCUUCCCAUAAUAUACAUGAAGAAGAGCCAUUAAUAACGCUGAAACAGUAUAAUGAAACACCAGAGACGAGACGACGAAGAUUAACUGGCAAAAAGGUACGAGGAAUUUUAAUGGAUCUUAUACGAGGAUGCGGAGAUUGCUAUAAUCCCAAUGUAUCUACUAAUAGCAAGAGCUGUAUGCACAAGAAAGAAUCCUAUUUAAGAAGUUCUCCACAAAUCAAAAUUUCGCCAUGUGCAUCUCCAGAACCAUCGUGUUCAAAUCCAGGACAACCUGGAAGAUGCUGUCAUGCUUAUGCACAGCGAAUUGAAUCUCAACUGGAAGAAUUUCGAAUGGAAAUGGAAAGGAUGCGAUCGCGUUCCGAUGCUAUUCUUAAUAUGCUCAAUAUGCUUCAUUCGGUGGAUACAAAUUAAAGGAAUCAACUUUAAUACCAAUUAUUUGUUUUCCAUAUGUACAUAUAUCAUAUUUUUAUUGUUUUAAUUUUUUUCUUAGCUACUAUGGAACCAUCGUAUUCCUCGUCCUACUUCAUUGCUUAUAAAAGAAGUAUAAUCCAUUUGUUAAAUAAAAUAUAUAAAUAUAUAUAACGAAAAAGAGUUUACCGAUA